AUGAAGGAGAAUACUUCCCCCAGACCCCAGACUUCCCCCCCAGACUUCCCCCCAGACUUCCCCAGACUUCCCCCAGACUUCCCAGACUUCCCCCCAGACUUCCCCCAGACUUACUCCCCCAGACUAGACUUCCCAGACUUCCCCAGACUUCCCCAAUUCCCCAGACUUCCCCAGACUUCCCCAGACUUCCCAGACUUCCCCCCAGACUUCCCCAGACUUCCCCAGACUUACUUCCCAGACUUCCCCCAGACUUCCCCCAGACUUCCCCCCAGAACUCCCCAGACUUCCGAACUUCCCCCCCAGACUCCCCAGACUCCCCCAGACUUCCCCAGACUUCCCCCCAGACUUCCCCCAAAUUCCCCCCAGACUUCCCCCAGGUUCCCCAGACUUCCCCCAGAAUUCCCCAAUUCCCCAAAUUCCCCCCUCCUUGAACCCCCCCCCCCUCCAGACUUCCCUCCCUCCCGUCUUCCCCCCUCCAGACUUCCCUCCAGACUUCCUCCCAGACUUCCCCCUCCAAGGCACCCCCCCUCAGACUUCCCCCCCCUCCAGACUUCCCCCCCUCCAGACUUCCCCCCUCCAACUUCCCACCAGACUUCCUCCUCCAGACUUCCCCCUCCAGACUUCCCCCUCCCAGACUUCCCCCCCCUCCCAGACUUUCCCCUCCCAGACUUCCCCCUCCCAGACUCCCCCUCCCAGACUUCCCACUCCCAGACUCCCCUCCCAGACUUCCCUCCAGACUUCCCCCCCAGACUUCCCCCUCUGAACUUCCCCUCCUAG
Homarus americanus (American lobster) is the source of this 777-nucleotide messenger RNA. Its product is annotated as vegetative cell wall protein gp1-like. Lineage: Eukaryota; Metazoa; Arthropoda; Malacostraca; Decapoda; Nephropidae. The record is from RefSeq and is a predicted model, not a curated record. The transcript is spliced from 2 exons. Bases 1 to 777 code for a protein of 258 amino acids.